Pocillopora meandrina is the source of this 4355-nucleotide messenger RNA. NCBI's taxonomy places the organism in Eukaryota, Metazoa, Cnidaria, Anthozoa, Scleractinia, Pocilloporidae. The record is from the annotation of a GenBank genome assembly.
AUGGCCAGUAAAGAAGGCGACUCAGGAGAUGUUCCAUCGGUGGCUGGUUCUUUGAUUAUGAUCAUCAUCAACACCAUUACUUGUCCAUUCACAGUUCUGCUCAACGCGCUGGUGAUAAAGGCCGUAAAAACGACGCCUGGACUCCGUACCAACAGCAACAUCUUGUUGUCCUGUUUAGCGGUGACCGAUGUAUUAACUGGUCUCUUUAGCCAGCCAUUCUUUAUCCUGUGGCAGAUUUUCCUACUACUCGGUCUCAGUAACAGUAAGACACUUCAGAAAUGCUUUCAGGUAUCUGUGAUUGUAUUGCAAACAGCUUCAUACCUCUAUCUGAUGUUGGUUACUUUCGAGAGACUUGUAGCGAUCAAAUUUACGAUGAAAUAUUCAAACAUUAUAACUGAUGAUAACAUGAGGAGAGCAGUUUUAUUAGUUUGGAUCAUUGCGUUCAUCAGUGGGGUUUUAAGAGGGAUGGAAAUGGUCAGAGUAGCAAGUUCUUUGGCAGGUCUUCUUAUUCUCACAUGUAUCUUUUUCCUUGCUUUUGUUUACGUCAUCAUGUAUCGAGAAACACGUCGCCACCAAGAGAAGAUAAAAAAUCAACAAUUGCCUCAAGAAGAAAUGGAAAGAUUUGCCAAAGAGAACAAGGCGCUGAAAACAACUUUGUUUGUUGUUGGUGCUGUUGUUAUUUGCCUUCUCCCACUUUGUUUCUGUCUUAUCGUUAUAGCUACAGGCCUUUACAAUGCAAUUACUUGCCCGAUCAACCAACCAUUGGUGAUAACAUGUGCCAUGUUAAACCCGCUUGUUAAUCCACUGAUCUACUGUUGGAGACAAAAGGAAAUGAGAAAGGUCAUUUUGGAAUAAGAACCCAGGUCGUGCAUUCAGAGAUACAGUGAAGGAGGGAAAUGUAAAGAAAAGAGUGAACAACUUGAUAACUAUAUUUCUAGAUUUUGCGUUGGCCUUUUUCAUCCACUCUUAAACAACUCGCUGUUUGUUGUUCUAUAUGACAGUUAAGAUUUUGAUCACAAAAGGUAAUUCAAUAAUCAACCUCGUGCAAGUUAGCAACAUCGUUUGAAAUCGGCAAUCAGUGAAAGUCCUCUUUCUUUCAAACGGUGCUGGUGCUUGUCACAAAUCUGCUCCCGGAGCGUUCUAGAAUACGUGGUAAAUGUAUGUAAGGAAUCAGUCGUGUUGUAGUAGUUUUUGUUGUUUCCGGGAGUGACCGACUGUUUGGAAAGCUAUACCGAGAGAGUUACUGUGAUACACUUCAGAGAUUUUGUUUCGGGGAGCUUUUUCGACAACUGUGAGUUUGUCUGUGGCGGGCUAAGUUAUAGUCUGUAGUGGACUUAAGUGAGUUUAUUAAGGAUAAUUACUUUAUUGCUUUUGGGAGUCGCUUCUCAAUAAGAAAAUUCCUCGUUGUUUGAUAACAUAGUUGGAUUUGUAGGAUGUUAGCGUUCUUUCUGUCAGAUAAUCUAUACCGUAACAAUAUUGUCUGCGAUGAAAUGCAAAUACAAAUAAAAGCAAUUCAAAUAAAUAAAGGCUUGGGAUCCGAUUUUGAGAAUUUGAUUCUUAUUCAGAUAAUUGUAUAGUUAUGUAAUAGUAAUAAUAGAUUUUCAACGUGUUUUCUAUAACCAAAACACCAGACUAUCAUAUUAAGGAAUAAAACUAAACAGAAUGGCAAUCAGAGGGGAGAUAAGUUAUUUUGGUUCUCUUGCAUAAUCGUAACAUAACUUACUUCGGAUGGAGAAAUUCAAAGAAUAGAUUCCAAGAGUAUGUGUCCUACAGUUAGCCGACAAAAUUUUCAUAAUUUAAAAUGACGCUACCUAGAUAUUCCAAAAACUCUGACAAAAUUCUGCAUUCUCCUACUCUACUGGAUUUCUACACGCACGACCUGAGUUCUUAUUCCAAUACUAACCUUUCUCAGUUCUUUUUGUCUUCAGCAGUACUGAAAUCAGUGGAUUAACAUGCGACUUAAGCAUGAUGCAUCAUGUUGCAUCAAUGGUACGUUGAUGGGGCAAAAAUCAGAAUGGCCUUUUGCAGCGACAAUAAGACAGAAAUAAAGUGGAAGGCAAAGAAAACCAGCACCGGAUACAAACAUCUUCUCCUUUGGGUAGUCGCUGUGCUUUCAGUAUCUUCUCUCGGCGGCGAACUGCCGCUCGAUAUAUGAUGAAGAACGCCAGAUGAAGAAAGAGAAUAGAUGAAAUGGCGAGAAGACAAAAGCUAAAACGAAAAUGCUAAACGCCACCCAAUAAGAUGGAUUUCCCUCAAGCUCUGCUCAUAAAUUAAUCUUAAUCCAAAAGUGACUUCCAGUUUCUUCCAGAUAUUGCCAAAUGUGUUUUUAAAAGUCAAAAUCGUUUCAGCCCCUGAUAGCUUGAUCGCCUGUUCACUUACUUCAUCACAUAAUUCUGGACUUUUUCCCUACCAUCUCUCGAUAAAUGUUUCGUGUUUCAUGAGCUGAGUAAUUCUCUUUCGUUAGAUUAGAUUUGCAUUCAAACAAAAGCUGAAUCUGUAAGAUAUAGAUCAAUUUAUUUGACAUCUGUCUUGGUUUAGUUUUUAUAUCGUGGCUACUUUAGCGCCAUUUAUUUGUGAAUCAUUGUGACUAUAAAAAGUAAAAAUACAGUUUGAGCACAGUUCAUUCAUGUUUUAAUGAUGCAAACCGAAAAUUGCAUCAAGAAAACGUUCUUGAUCAGUUUACGGAGGUUGUUAAAGUUCAGUUUGUUGUAUGAUUGCUGAGACUUUUGAAUAUCUAGAUAAGAAUGAAAACUCAGGCGGCUACUCAUGACAAAUGUAUGCUCUUGAAAUCUAUUUCCUGAACCUCUCUAUCCGAUGGCAAGCCCUGUUAUAUGCGAAACUCAAUAUUUUUAUUCUCUUGCUCUGUCAUACUGGGUUAGUUCAGUGAUUUAAAUUACAAAAUAUUGCGUGAAAGGAGUAGACGAGUUUUAUCCAUGACCAAAACACAAAUUAUAAAACUGCGGAACUACAGAUGCGACAGGAGUCAUUAAACUGAUAUUAUUAAACUAAAACGAUGAGCUUCAAAAUACAAAAUAUUGCGUGAAAGACGUAGCCGAGUUUUACACAUGACCAAAACACAAAUUAUAAAACUACGGAACUACAGAUGCGACAGGAGUCGUUAAACUGAUAUCAUUAAACUAAAACGAUGAGCUUUAAACUCACGAACGAUAACACUGCCGAGAAAAAAACCGCGACGCAAUUCUGUCCUUUAAGUCCAUGUCGCAAUAGCACAAUAGAUGUCGAAUGAAUUAAUACAUAUUCUUAUUUUUAUGCAAAUGUUACUUAAUGGACGAAAACAAGUGAACUUAACAUGUACGGGAUAUUUAUCUUGCGAAAGAAAACGAAAAAGUCUCCUGAAGUUACACCAUGAGAAGUUAACUGGCGAUAGAGCUAUUUCCUGUUAUCGCGACGAUUUUGUUCAAGCUUUCACCGGCUGAAACGAUUCUGGACUUAUGAAAACACAUUUACAGCUUUCUGAAAAUCUAAUUAAAAAGAGACGGCAAUCAGUUUUUGAUUAAGAUUUUUGUUAUGGGCAGAGCUUAAGAGGAAUCCAUCUAAUUGGGUGGCGUCAAGCAUCUGCGAUUCACUUUUGUCCUGUAUUGUUGCUGUACACAUGUGUACUGAGGAGCAAUUGCCAGGAGAUGCUUUUACCACUCACUAUGCCAGAGUGAGAGACGGGUUGGAAAAGCUGGUCCGAGGGUCAGACUUGAAUUGCAUUGAGAUUUCAAUUCGAUAUGGCAAACUUCUCCUUGGCUAGUUUUAAAAACACCACAAACAUAACCAGAAGAGAAGGCGACAGAGAUGUCCCAUCGAUGGCUGAUUCUAUAAUCAUAAUCAUCAUCAACACCAUCACUUUUCCCUUCACAGUUAUUCUCAACUUACUUGUGAUAAAGGCUGUAAAAACGACGCCUCGACUCCGUACCAACAAUAACAUAUUGCUGGCCUGUUUAGCGGUGACUGACGCAUUAACUGGUCUCCUUGGUCAGCCAUUGUUUAUCCUGUGGAGAAUUUUCCUCAUAUUCGAUCUCAGUAACAGUAAGACUGUUGGAACUUCUUUUAUCUCGUUUCUACUUGUUAUUCUUGUAUCUUCCUACUUUCAUCUGAUGUUGGUUACUUUCGAGAGACUCAUAGCCAUCAAAGUUACAGUGAAGUACUCAAACAUUAUAACUGAGAAGAACAUGAAGAUAGCAGUGAUAGUAGUUUGGAUCACUGCGUCCUCUUAUGGGGUUUUAAGAAUGGGAAAGGUCAAUACAGCACGUUAUUUGAAGGGCCACUCGCCAUUUCAUGUAUUCUCUUUCUUACUUUCGCUUACCUCAUCAUGUAUCAAGAAACUGCUCGCCACAAAGAGAAGAUAA